AUGCCCGAAAUGAUCAAAUCGCCAGCUGACAUCAAAACCGCACCUUUUGAUCCACGGUUCCCUAACCAGAACCAGACAAGGCACUGCUACCAGAGCUACCUGGACUUCCACCGAUGCCAGAAGGUCCGUGGAGAGCAAUACGAGCCAUGCUUCUACUUCAAGAGGGUAUACAAGUCCUUGUGCCCCAAUGAGUGGGUAGAAAAGUGGGACGAUCAACGUUCCUCUGGCACCUUCCCCGGCAGAAUA
Brenthis ino (lesser marbled fritillary) is the source of this 246-nucleotide messenger RNA. The record is from the annotation of a GenBank genome assembly. Lineage: Eukaryota; Metazoa; Arthropoda; Insecta; Lepidoptera; Nymphalidae.